CACAAAACACUGUGGACUCACUGAUUCUGCCGCUACAGCUGAGUGGAACAACGCGUUUAAGAUGGUGAAACAGUUUUCAGGAAAGAGCUAUGCGCUGGACGCUGGCAGCAUGGAAAACAUGGAGGCGUUUCUAGACGCCAGCGGAGUGACAGACGCUACUCAUCGCCAGGUGGCUCUGACAGCGAGGGACAUCCUGACGCUGACACUGGAGGGUGACAAGGUGACGGAUGUGACGCAGCUGGGCGAACACAAGAUCGUGCUCACCUACCGCCUGGGGGAGGAGUUUGUGGAGGACACGGCCGGCCGCAAGAGGAAGAGCACCGUUACCCAGAGGGGGGCCGACACGCUGGUCAAGGUCGAGAAGUACGAGGACGGCAAGGUCGUCACCAUAGAGAAGACCUUCAGCGCCGACAAGAUGGUCGCGACCCUCGCUAUCGGGAACGUCGCAGCGAAAAGGAUCUACAAAGCAGUCUGAUAUCUGUUUCUAAAUUACAAUAAUUUAUAUGUUUAUUGUGUAAUUUGUUAAAAACACUUUAUCAAAAAGGUACUUGUCCUGACUUUUCUCUACCACUGUGUCUUAAAUUAUUGUAGACAUGCAGACUAUU
Molecule: messenger RNA, 605 nt
Organism: Schistocerca nitens (vagrant locust)
Lineage: Eukaryota; Metazoa; Arthropoda; Insecta; Orthoptera; Acrididae
Product: fatty acid-binding protein, muscle-like
Exons: 3
Coding region: 62-475 (137 amino acids)
Biological process (GO): fatty acid transport
Cellular component (GO): cytosol; nucleus
Molecular function (GO): fatty acid binding
Source: RefSeq, a predicted model, not a curated record